AUGUGGGCUGAACUCCAUGUCAGCGGCUCGACAACAGUGGUUAGCGGGAAGAUCCUGGGUAACAACGUGGCUGAGUCCAGACUACUAGCCAAGGGCUCCGCGCCUUCUUGGCUACUUGCAAGCAGCUGUCAGCAGUCGGAAAAGAGUUGA
Molecule: messenger RNA, 150 nt
Organism: Pyrenophora tritici-repentis Pt-1C-BFP
Lineage: Eukaryota; Fungi; Ascomycota; Dothideomycetes; Pleosporales; Pleosporaceae
Source: RefSeq, a predicted model, not a curated record